ACGUGGCUGGUACCAUGGAUGCAUCUACCUUCAUCUCCAUGCUUUGCUCGAACAAGGUUUCCUGCUCGAAGUUAAGGACGUGCAUGGCAACAGAAAGGGCAAUGAACACGUGGCAGAUUGCACCUUCGGGGGACGUCAUAGAAUCCGAACCUGUCUUGUCCGACGACCAAAGGAAAGAACCGAUAAAGAACUCCACAGCCACGACGGCAGCGACAACAGAAGACACCGCAUUAGGCGACACAGAUCUUCCACCAGGAGACGCGACAACGCCAGCGGCUCCUGAAGACCAAGAUUCCACGACAGAACCAGAGGCCGAAACGAAGUCUGCCGACGAGCCAGUAAAUGAACCUUUAUUGGCACCAGUUCAGCAGAUGCAAGCUGCUGAGUCGCAAACGACAAAAGGGGCGUCCGUGACGCCAUCUUCGGACGGUUCUGCUGCAGAGUCAGCAACCGCUGUCCCUUCCGCAACAACGAUACCACCGGAAAGUUCCGUCCCAGAAACCGACGCGGAACCGGAAACCUCAUCAGCGCCGGAAACGUCAACCCCUUCGGGUUCCAAACCCGAGGUGGAAGAAUAUCCGGAAGAGGCCCAGCUGCCAGCCGAUGACGCCAUACCGGAAGGAGAAGCCGAAGACGUGGAUCUGUACCCGUGUUUGUGUGCCCGACGAGUGCGGAGGAAAUACAGGCAGAAUAGCAGGAGGAACCGUCGAUCGUCCGAUUGGAGGGAUUAUCAUCUUCUGUUUCCGUUGGCUGCCGUUAGGGAAUGCCUUGUGACAACCUACUAACGCUUGGACAUGGACGCUGUUGGAAAGCCAUCUGUUGGAAAUAUGUACAUUUGGAAAAUAAAA
Molecule: messenger RNA, 848 nt
Organism: Ornithodoros turicata
Lineage: Eukaryota; Metazoa; Arthropoda; Arachnida; Ixodida; Argasidae
Product: fibrous sheath CABYR-binding protein-like
Exons: 5
Coding region: 15-785 (256 amino acids)
Source: RefSeq, a predicted model, not a curated record